This is a messenger RNA of Zasmidium cellare ATCC 36951, 2847 nucleotides long. RefSeq lists its product as uncharacterized. Gene Ontology annotation, cellular component: nucleolus; small-subunit processome. Gene Ontology annotation, biological process: rRNA processing. The transcript has a single exon. Bases 1 to 2847 code for a protein of 948 amino acids. The record is from RefSeq and is a predicted model, not a curated record. NCBI's taxonomy places the organism in Eukaryota, Fungi, Ascomycota, Dothideomycetes, Mycosphaerellales, Mycosphaerellaceae.
AUGCCGGCACGAGUCUCACGGGCGAACACGGCUGCGGCGCCUGCUGUGUCGAAAGACAAGCGACGGAAGAACAAGAGACGUGGUCUGGAUGCCUACGAGCGGGCGCAAGAGCAGGUUCCCGAAGAGCGCAGUCGAUCGCAUCGGCUGGGAGAAAUCGAGGACGAUGGUCCCCGGCGCAAGAGACGGAGAGAUGAGGAUGAAGAUGAAGAAGACGAGGAAGAGCAAGAACAACCCCAGCGCAAGAAGUCUGCGAAACGGAGCGAUGAUCCGGACGUCGAGUUUGGCAGCGAUAGUUCGGGGAAUGAGUGGACGAUGGGUGGGAUUGGCGAGGAUGAUGAUGAUAGUGAUCUAGACUCGGACGAGGCGUUUGGGGAGAGCGACGAGGAGAGGUUUGGGGGGUUUACGUUUCGGGGGAGUAAGAGUUCGAAGAAGAAGAAGGGUGGUAGGAAGCAGAAGAACGUGGAUUUGAGUGAGGGUGAGGAGAGCGAGGAAGAUGAUGGUGAUAGUCAGGAUGAGGAGGGGUUGGGAUUUGGGGACGAUGCUGUGGACCUUGCGGCUAUGCUGGAUGAUGAUGAGGAGGACGAGCCUCGAGGCAAAAGCAGGAAGGCAGACGACAUGGAUGAGGACAGUGGCAGUGAGGAGGACGAUGAGUCUUCAGAGUCUGAAUCAGAGGACGAGGAGGAGGAUGACGGCGAUGAUGAGGAGCGUGUUGCUCGGAUGAGAGAUCGCCUUGAAGCGCUGGACUCUUCCUCUCGUCGCACGUCUGUCCCUCAGUCAGCCGCCGCUGCCACUGUCGACGACUUUCUCGAAGAUACUGGACUUGAUUUCGAUAAGCCAACGUCUAAGAAGAAGAAAUCACAGAAGCCAACCACCAUCGCUGCUCCUCUCCCAAAACGACAACAGAACAAGCUGGAUCGAGAAGUCGCGACGCAAAAGGCAAAGGAACAGCUCGAUCGAUGGCGAGACACUGUCGCACGCAACCGUCGAGCCGAGUUCCUCAGCUUUCCACUUCAGAAUACGGCAGACCAAGCAGCCCCUACAGGAAAAGAGAAGUUCACACCCGCCAACCAGGAAGCUCCUCAGAACGAGCUGGAAGAGAGCAUCCAGCGCAUCAUGGAAGAGUCAGGCUUGGCAGCGAAACAAAAGCAGGCCGAUGCGGAUGAUGGUCUGGAUGAGGAGACUGCAUUGAUCAAGGCGGAGGAACUUGCCGAGAAGCAGCUUCCAGUCGAGGAAGUUCUUCGCCGUCGACAGGAACUCCGCCGACAGCGUGAGUUGCUCUUCCGAGAAGAGAUCAAGGCGAAGCGCAUUGCCAAGAUCAAGAGCAAAAGCUAUCGGCGAGUCCAUCGCAAAGAGCGUGAACGAGAUGCUGACCGGGAGAAGAAGAUGCUUGAGGUGAGGGGCAUUGACCCUAUGGAAGAUGAAGAUGAGAAGGAGCGGGCAGAUCGCAAACGUGCUGAAGCUCGAAUGGGAACCAAGCAUAAGGAUUCCAAGUGGGCGAAGUCGCUGAAGCAGACGAAUCGAACCGCAUGGGACGAGAAUGCAAGGGAUGGAGUGGUUCAGCAAGCAAAGCGAGCGGAAGACUUGAAGCGACGUAUUGCUGGAGCAGACGUGUCUGACGACGAGGGUAGCGAUUCACCUUCGGAUGGAGACGAUGACCUAAACGAUGAGGACUAUUUACAGAAGGUUCGAGAUGCCGAUAACAUGAAGCCCAACGAAAAGAAAGGUAUUGCGGGCCUCAAGUUCAUGCAAGAUGCGGAAGAGCGAAAGCGCAAAGCGAACGAGGAGGACGCAAGCCGACUGCGCAAAGAAUUGGCGAUCGCUGAUGGCGAUGAAGAGGAGAGCGAGGCAGAGGAUGAGACUCUUGGACGUGCUAUCUUUGGACCGCAAGGAAAGGAUAAAAAGCCGCAACCGAAGGAAAAGAAGCUGGAGUUUGAGGCACCUGAGGAGCGGUCUGAUGAUGAAGAGGGCGACCAAGCCCACGAGCAAGAAGAUGUCAAGACAGACAUUGUCACCGACAAGCCGGCGGCGAAAGAAAAGACGCAGCCCAGUGGUGCAUCCAAAAGUACCAAGCCCAGUAGACCACUCGCUACCGGAUGGUUGACCAAGGAGCCAGCUCCGGCGAAGAACGAGUGGUUGAAAGCUCCUAAAGGUGCGAGCAAAUCUCAGGGAGCCGAUCAAGUCGCUCUGGAGGUAUCAGUGGGUGAUGCUGAACAUGGCCGCACCACUAAGUCCAGCAAAUCUUCUACGAAGACCACAUCCGACCCAGGAAAAGGCAGUACCGCUGCAAAUACCAAUGGCUGGACGACGGUAGCCCACAAUGACGGAUCUGAUGAUGAGGAGCCUCAAAAUGCAAUCCUGUCCGGCAAAGAAGCAUCGCAAACUCUGCAACAGCGCGCUUUCGCCGGCGACGAUGUUGAAGCUGCCUUUGAAGCCGAGAAGGCCGACCUCGCCGAUUCUGAAGAUGAGAAGGAAGUCUCGAAUCACAUCCCUGGCUGGGGAUCUUGGGCCGGCGAAGGCCUAUCCAAAUCCAUCCGCAAAGCCAACGCACGAGCCAAGCACAAUCCACUAUUCAAGACGAAGCUCGCCGGCGGCAUCAAGCAAGCCGAUCGCAAAGACGCCAAUACAGACAAGGUCAUCAUCUCCGAGAAGCAAGAUCGCAAGGGCAAGAAGUAUCUUGCGCCUAUGUUGCCGCAUGAGUACGAGACUGCGCAACAGUAUGAGCGGAGUCGCAGGUUGCCCAUGGGGCCCGAGUGGACUACGAAGGAGGUGCAUCAGCGGAUGACGAAGCCGAAGGUUGUGGUCAAGAAGGGAGUCAAUGUGAGGGCUAUUGAGAAGCCUGUUGCUUAA